CUUUACCCAGUGCUGGUGGCCCAACCAAGAAGGGUAGCCCGAUCCUUUUGACAUUACCAAGGUCUUUGACCCGUGAUUCUCUAGGGGGAAGCCUGCGAGUAGGACUUGAAGUUGGGGGAAAGUUUUUGAGUUUUUUUCUGAGAGGCUGGAGGUGAAGGAAGGAGAAGGAAAGGAGCCGGGAGAGCGCAGAAAUCAGCUGUAAGUCAGGGUCAAGGCCAGCCUAAAUCACGGGUGAGGAAACACCUUCAGCGCUUCUUUCCCUGCCUCAAAAAGAAAAAAAAAAAAAAAAAAAAACCACAUUCACACGUGUAUACCGAAGGACUGGAGUUGACAGUAGCUCCCAGCCUCCACCACCCCCAAACUCCCAUCCCUUAAAAUUGUCCCGACCCCCCAUUCCCACCCCUGGUGCUCAGCGCGCGCUAGGAGCUUCGGCGCACACGCACACGCACACACAUAUACACACACAUUCACACAGCACAGAGGCAGGGGCAGUAGCCGUACCGCCUCCUUCUCUUCACUCCUCCUCCUCCUCCUCCUCCUUCUCCACCUCCCCUCCCUCCUGGCGUUCGGGCGGCAGCAGUAGCUGGAGCAGCCUCAGCGGCAGCCGCUUCCCGGCAUGGUCUGCUAAGCCAGCCGGUCUGGCAACAGGAGUCCGAGGCAGAGAGGGCACAAGGAGGGGCUUUCAGACGUCAAAGGAAGGAAAGCAAAAGACAGACGCUCCGGACUUCUUGGGAUUGAUUGAUUCUCCACCUGGCCGAAGACCAUCUACCCUAAGCGGCGUUCUGCCGCCUGCUUUGGGUGCAGGGGCCGGGAAAAGGUGUUAGUGGGUGCGUGAGAUCACUUUGGGACACCGGGACUCGGACCUUCUUCGAUCCGGUGUGGCGAUGGGGCUCUACCGGGCUGCUGGAGCCGCUGUCCUGGUGCUGCUUGCCGGACAUUUCUCCCUGAGCUCGGCGCUGGAGGAAAAAAAAGUUUGCCAAGGAACAAGUAAUAAGCUGACCCAGUUGGGUACUUUUGAAGACCACUUCCUGAGUCUCCAAAGGAUGUUUAAUAAUUGUGAGGUAGUACUUGGAAAUUUGGAAAUUACCUAUGUCCAAAAAGGUUAUGACCUUUCCUUCCUAAAAACCAUUCAGGAGGUUUCUGGCUAUGUGCUUAUUGCUCUCAAUACAGUAGAGAAGAUUCCUUUGGAAAAUUUGCAGAUCAUCAGAGGAAAUGUGCUAUAUGAAAACUUUUAUGCGCUUUCUGUGCUCUCCAAUUAUGAUGUGAAUAAAACAGGAGUGAGGGAAUUGCCCAUGAGAAGUCUACUCGAAAUCCUUGUUGGUGGUGUUCGGUUCAACAAUAAUCCAGCUCUGUGUAAUGUAGAUACAAUCCAGUGGAAGGAUAUUGUGGACUCCAGCUUUUUCAACAAUAUCUCAAUAGACAAUAGCAAUCCUCCUAAGAGUUGUGAAAAGUGUAAUUCUACUUGUCCCAAUGGAAGCUGUUGGGGUCCUGGACCACACAAUUGCCAGACUUUGACAAAAACUAUCUGUGCACAGCAGUGCUCAGGACGCUGUCGGGGUAGUUCCCCCAGUGACUGUUGCCAUAACCAGUGUGCAGCGGGAUGUACUGGACCCCGAGAGAGUGACUGUUUGGUCUGCCGAAAAUUUCGAGAUGAAGCCACAUGCAAAGAUACCUGUCCCCCUCUGAUGCUGUACAACCCCACCACAUAUCAGAUGGAUGUAAAUCCAGACGGCAAAUACAGCUUUGGAGCCACCUGUGUACGCAAGUGCCCACAUAACUAUGUGGUGACGGACCAUGGUUCUUGUGUUCGUUCCUGUAAUGCCGAGACUUAUGAAGUGGAAGAAGAUGGUGUCCGAAAAUGUAAAAAGUGUGAAGGUCCAUGUAGUAAAGUUUGCAACGGAAUAGGAAUUGGUGAAUUUAAAGAUGUCCUCUCCAUCAAUGCGACAAACAUCAAACAAUUUGAGAAUUGUACCACAAUCAGCGGCGAUCUCCUUAUCUUGCCUGUUGCAUUUAAAGGUGAUUCCUUCACACAUACUCCACCGCUAGAUCCCAAAGAACUGAAUAUUCUCAGGACUGUGAAGGAAAUAUCAGGAUUUUUGCUGAUUCAGGCUUGGCCUGAAAACAUGACUGACCUUCAUGCUUUUGAACAUCUGGAAAUUAUACGGGGCCGAACAAAGCAACAUGGUCAGUUUUCUCUUGCUGUUGUUGGUUUGGACAUAACUUCCUUGGGCUUACGUUCCCUUAAGGAAAUCAGUGAUGGUGAUGUUGUCAUUUCAAGAAACAAACAACUCUGCUAUGCAAACACAAUAAACUGGACUAAACUGUUUGGAACAAAAAGUCAGAAAACCAAAAUCACAAACAACAAAGAUGAAAAAGAGUGUCAGGCUCUGGAGCAUGUUUGUCAUGCAUUGUGCUCAUCUGAUGGUUGCUGGGGUCCAAAACCAAGUCACUGCUUGUCUUGUCGCCAUGUAAGCCGUAACAAGAAAUGUGUCGCAAAAUGCAACAUUUUUGAGGGAGAACCAAGAGAAUACAUGGAGGAUCUGAAAUGUAUGCAGUGCCAUCCUGAGUGUCUGCCUCAGGUGCAGAAUCAAACCUGCACAGGACCGGGUCCUGACAAAUGUAUAGCGUGUGCUCACUUUAUAGAUGGUCCACACUGUGUUAAGACUUGUCCAGCUGGAAUCAUGGGAGAAAAUGAUACCUUGGUCUGGAAAUAUGCUGAUGCAAAUAAGGUUUGCCAACGAUGCCAUCCCAAUUGUACUUAUGGCUGUGACGGUCCAGGUCUUGAAGGCUGUCCCACACCUGGCCCCAGAAUUUCUUCCAUUGCUAUUGGAAUUGUCGGUGGCUUUCUUUUACUAAUAGUUUUGAGCCUUGGUAUUGGUCUCUUCAUUCGAAGGCGCCAUAUUGUCCGUAAACGCACACUACGCAGGCUGCUACAAGAAAGAGAGCUAGUUGAGCCUCUUACCCCCAGUGGAGAAGCUCCCAAUCAGGCUCUUUUACGGAUCCUCAAGGAGACAGAAUUUAAAAAGAUCAAAGUCCUUGGCUCUGGAGCUUUUGGCACAGUGUAUAAGGGACUGUGGAUUCCAGAAGGAGAGAAAGUGAAAAUUCCUGUCGCCAUUAAAGAGUUAAGAGAGGCUACUUCUCCGAAAGCCAAUAAGGAAAUUCUUGAUGAAGCCUAUGUAAUGGCCAGUGUGGACAAUCCCCAUGUGUGUCGUCUCCUGGGAAUCUGUCUGACUUCUACAGUCCAACUCAUAACACAGCUCAUGCCAUUCGGCUGCCUCCUGGACUACAUACGGGAACACAAGGACAACAUUGGCUCCCAGUACCUUCUCAACUGGUGUGUGCAGAUAGCCAAGGGGAUGAGUUACCUAGAAGAGCGCCGCUUAGUACACCGUGACUUAGCAGCCAGAAAUGUCCUUGUGAAGACACCUCAACAUGUCAAAAUUACAGAUUUUGGGCUGGCAAAAUUGCUUGGUGCUGAGGAAAAAGAAUACCAUGCAGAAGGAGGCAAGGUACCUAUUAAGUGGAUGGCUUUGGAAUCGAUUUUACACCGAAUUUAUACCCACCAAAGUGAUGUCUGGAGCUAUGGUGUCACAGUUUGGGAGCUAAUGACAUUUGGGUCCAAACCUUAUGAUGGAAUUCCUGCAAGUGAAAUUUCAUCUAUAUUAGAAAAAGGGGAACGCCUUCCCCAGCCACCCAUCUGCACUAUUGAUGUGUACAUGAUCAUGGUCAAAUGCUGGAUGAUAGAUGCUGAUAGUCGCCCCAAAUUUCGUGAGUUAAUUGUAGAAUUCUCUAAAAUGGCCCGUGAUCCUCAGCGCUACCUUGUUAUACAGGGAGAUGAAAGAAUGCACUUGCCAAGCCCCACAGACUCCAAAUUUUAUCGCACCCUGAUGGAAGAGGAAGACAUGGAAGAUAUCGUAGAUGCAGAUGAGUACCUCAUUCCGCAGCAAGGUUUCUUCAACAGCCCUUCCACAUCUCGCACACCUCUUCUAAGCUCUCUGAGUGCUACCAGCAAUAAUUCUGCCACAGUUUGCAUCGAUAGAAAUGGGCAGACUUGUCCUGUGAAGGAAGAAAGCUUCAUUCAGCGAUACAGUUCUGAUCCCACCACUGUCUUAUUUGAAGACAAUGUGGAUGAUAGCUUCCAGCCUGUACCAGAAUAUAUAAACCAGUCGGCUCCCAAAAACCGCAUGGGUUCUGCCAUCCAGAAUCCUGUCUAUCACAACCAGCCUUUAAACCCAGAUGCCUCUAAAGACUCUCUGUACCAAAACUCACACAACAGCAGUGCAGUGGACAACCCUGAGUAUCUCAACACAACCCAGCCUAACUUGGUCAAAAAGACCUUCGACAGCAAUUCUUGCUGGAACCCAACAGCCAACCACCCAAUCAGUUUGGACAACCCUGACUACCAGCAGGACUUCUUCCCCCAGGAAGCCAAGCCAAAUGGGGUUUUUAAAGUUCCUGCUGCAGAAAAUCCUGAGUACCUCAGAGUAGCAGCACAACAAAGUGAAUUCAUUCAAGCUUCAGCAUGACCCUUUGCCAAAAGCCUUCCUACCCUCUCUCCACUAGCCAGGGAAUCCAGCUGCCCUAGGACUGAGUUAUGGACAACAAAGGCAGCACGCAUGCGGUGUAGCCACUUACUCACAACUUUCCUUUCAAGCCCAUGGGCCAGACUUUGCCACAUUUGGCUUUCAUUUCCUUUGGUACGUUCUGGGACCUGUCUUCCAUUGGAACUGUCCCCCUACCUGGGCAUAUAAUGGAGUCGAUCCCAGGCAGAUUUCUGCAAGUGACAAAUUGCAGGUGCAUUCCUUCCUCUUUAAUCUGUGAGGCUUCCCAAAUCAACAGCAAGAUGCCCAGGAAGCAAAUUUUUCCGUUUGUACAGAAGUUAGUUGGUUUUUUUUUUCUACGCCGUACAUUUGAAAAAGUAAUAAUGUUUGUAAGUAUUUGUUUUCCUUCCAAGAUUCCAUUGGUACAUUCAUGAGAGAGAUCUUAUUGACUAUAACAUACACUUCCCUGAAGGCAUCCAGACUAGACUGAGACAAAGAAGCAUAUGAUGAAAGAAAAUGAGCUUUGAGCUCUUUACCUUAGCCAACUUAAUUCAUUCCCAUUGGCUUUAUCCUCAAUAUCAUUCUUUACAAGUCAAAGGGCAAGAAAGAAUAUUUCUUGGUUUAUACAGGUUCAUGAUGGAAAAAUGAAUCAAACCAGCCUAUGUCAUGCUAAUAUACCAGUUACAAAAACCAAGGGGAGGAAGUCUCUCUCCCUAUACUUCGUUGUAAAUGUGCCCACGGUACUUCAAGCUGUUUUUUUUUUUUUUUAAGUGUUAUGAAUAUUCAUUUGAGUCUUUCCUUUUUCAUUCCAUAUCUUCGCAACUACUUGUUAAAAUGUUUUCUCUCAAGGUUUCUAUUAUAUAGUGAGGGUGGGGAGUAAAGACCCUAAAACAAAAACAGCCAAAGCUGUUGCUCCCUUUUUACUCACCCUUAUUUGGACUAAGGACCUUUCUUUAAGAUGGGAGGGAAAUGCAAAAAUUUGCAAGCCCAAGUAAGAACUUGAGUCUCAGGUGAAUCUACAGCAAACCUAUAGGUGUAUACCUAAAUACAAAAAUGAAUAUAAAUCUAAAAAUGAAGAUAUCCAAAAGGGGGGAGGCAGGAAAUUACAUUAAAAUUGUUCUCAUUUUCUAAAUAUUACCUUUGUUAAUCCAUUGAAAUUAGGCCUUAACAGUUUUUAGAUUUUUUUAAUGAAAGAAAAUUUAAUGAAUAAGCCACUUUAUUCAUUACCAAAACAUUUACUAUUUUCUCCCAAAUCCUUUCCUUACAAAAAAUGGGCUAGAUCCUGUGGAAAAAAAAAAAAAAACUAUUAUAGAGUGUCUUACAACUUGCUAUGUGUAAUGUGUGUGUGGCUCUACUUUUCAUAGAAGAAAUGCAGAGGCAAUAAUGAGAGAUUGCAAUAAAAAUCCUAAAUAUUAAAUGGUGAAUUUGAAGUUAAUGGUUGUGUCUCCAUGAUAGUCCACAAGUAUUUUUGGAAAGGGGAGGGGGGAGCUGGAGAUGAAGUUAUAAAGUUUGUGAAGACACCCAAAAUUGUUUUCAUUAAAAAGGGGAGGAUUGAGACAGAUAAACAGGUUGGACUGGUUUUUCCCAUCCUACUUUAUCAACUAAUGACAUUCAGUGAAUGGCAGAUAAACCCCACCAGGACAGCAAGUUUGAAAAAAGAAUCCAUUAUGACUUAGUACCAAACCAAUACCCACAGAACAAAUUCCCAGGUACUGAGUUAAUCCAGAGGCCCCAGAUUUGAAAACAUGUAAAUGGUGCACCCUUGAAAAUAUGGGCUUACCUUAGAAAUUGUUACUUUCAAGAUAAUGGGUACUCCAAAGGCAGUACUUGAUAAGAAAAAAAAAAAAAAAACAAACAAAAAAAAAAACACAUUUGAUUCUGUCUCUGUGGAAAUGGAAUCAGUGUUUCUUUUGUUUUUUUAACUAUUAGGUGGCCAUGUUUCUGAGUCAGACUUCAACAAUGCAGGCAGAAAUUCUAUUUUUAUAUUAAUUUUAGGCAAGUCUUUUUAGCUUCCCAGAGUUCUCUGGAUAGCUUUCAUCAUCUUUUACUUUUUUUUUUAAUGGAAAAACGAAGCAGUAUUUACAAGAUAAUUUUAGGCAUCAUUGGUAGAUUUUUUUUCUUCAUUUCAUCAUUCUUGUCAAGAAAAGCAUUUUACCCAAUAGUCCUUUAUCAGAAAAGCAAUUGAGUAAUUCAUGUAUUCCUAUCUCCAACUUGUGACAAAAUCAGUAAGUGCUGAAAUUCAAAUGAAAUGUAGCCAUGAAAAGGCAAGAUGAAUUUUUUUUUUACAUUUCUUCUUACAUAUUUACUGUAGUAACCUCAGCUAAAAAAUUAGAAAUUCCUAAGAACUUGGAAUUCUUGGAAUUCUUGAUAUUAGAUAUCAAAUCUAGUAGAAGUACGCUGGUGAAUUUUAAGUUGUAGGUCUUUAAAUAAUUUCAUAGAGAGUAUAUUUAAUUUGAUAGAAUGAGCCAGAAUUCCAAUCCUCUAGCCAUUCUGUAUAAGAUCUGUUGUCAUAUAUGUCAAUCACAGGAACUGAAGUCAGGGACUAAAUUUAAGGAAAUGGAAGGUGAGGCAUGAAAUUCUGGUUUGGUUGGGGGAGAGAGGUGUUGACAUUUAAAAAUAUAAAUGUAAAAUUUUGAUAGCUCUCACUGAAACAAAACCAAUAAUCCUGUCGUUAUUUUAAUAAAAAAUUUAACAAUAUUUAACAACAACAAUAACAACAAAACAAACCAGUAUCAGAUCUGAUUAAAAGCACAAGGAUGUAUAUGUAAUUCAAAAGUGAUUAACAUAGGUGGCACAUUAUUUAAAUUGUAUACUAUCAGACAGAGAGUCAUUUUUAAGACGGAAAAACCAGUUUUAUCCUAAGAAUGUAAUUUAAAAGAUGCUCAUGAGCUUGGCAAUCCUUCAACAACCUAGAAAAACAAAGUUUAUCAUCUAAUUAAUGACAAUUUUUGUUUAAAUAGGAAGACACAGGGCAGUUAAAUGGCACAGUAGAUAGAGCACCUGUACUGCAGUCAAGGGUAUGGAAGUUCAAAUCCAGCCUUAGACACUUUACACUUCUUGGGUAAUCACUUAACCCAAAUUUUCUCACCCCACCCUCCCAAAAAAAGGAAUAAUAAAAUAAGAAGAUACCUGUAAAUGGGUUAAAGGAAGGUUCUCCAUCCCACUCUUUUCUUUAACAAUGUCCCCAUGCUUUAAUUUCCCAAGCAGGGUCUACGAGCUAUUCUCUUAGGGUCUUUAUAUCUCCUUCAAUAAGAUAGAUUCCUCCUGAAUGAGGGGACAUAUCUUCCUAUUAACCUAGAUUGAAGUUUAUGAUAUUUUACUGAGGCACAAAAAAGACUUCUGGUCAUAACUCUGAUUAGCAUUAUUAAAUUUGUCAUGCUCCUUCACAUCAAUACAAUGAAAAUCCAUUUCCUCCCCAUAAAAUGAGGAGGUUGGACCACAUGACCCCUAAGGUCUCUUCUGGAAAAACUUACACGCCAAGGUCUCUUACAACUUUGACAGUCUAUGGACUAUGAACAUGGUGCCAAAAGCCUCGAGUAGACAGAUUAGAAGGGGAAAUGACAUUGUUAGUAAUUAGAGAAGGCAUUUUCAAAUGAUUUUCCAAAUACAUUUGAAGGUCUGUUUAAAAAUGACCCAAGAAAGGCUGAAUUUCACAUUGCUCUCCCAAGUUACUGCCAAUCACAUAAUUGGACAAUUCUCCCACCAAGACCACUACUUUGUCAUUGUAGGGAGGUUGUUAAAAUUGAUUCCCAUGGUUGUUGUACUGGAGUUACUAACAGGCAAAGCUAAGAUAUUUGGGACCCUAUUUAGGAGGGGAGCGGUCACUGUGGUUUCCUAGCACUUUUAGAAGAAUCUAGAAAGUGUGUUAAUCCAAACAGUCAUGGCUUUAAGCAUCUAUUAGAAAAUGCAGGUGCAGAAAGCAGUUAGUAGAAAUGCCAAAUGCCUCGUGACCAGCUCAGUUGCCAGCCUCAUUUCCCAAAGACAAAGAGACUCACUUAGAGGAUUUUUCUUUGUAAACUAAACCAUGUAGUGGGAAGCUGACAGCUGGCACUGAGGUGAUUUCAUUUCUACAGGGUGAGAUUCAGUUCAGUUACCUAAUUCUUAAGUAUUUUCUGCCCCCAUCAAGAAUGAGUAGGACAAUGUCAUUUGGGUCCAAUGGGAGACAUGAUCCAAAAUUCUAAGAAAGCCAUCACACUGAGAUUCUGCUGGAUUGGGGUUGAGAUUGGAUAACUCAGCCUCAAAACUUCAAACUCAAUGUGCUGGUCCUUAAAUCACACUGCCAAAUGUUCCUUAUGCUUCAGCCUCUACUUGUCUGAAAACUAAUUCAUUCAGAUUGAUAGAGAGUCUUAAGAGUUUUUAAAGUUUUCAGGUGGGGGGGGUGGAGGUCAAGCUUGCAUAUUCCAGUGGCUUUGCUUACUUACUCUUAACUUUGGGUUCCAUUAAACUACUCCCAAUAAUCAACAUUUUAUUGUUUUAGUAUCAUACUCCAGCUUGAUCAGAUCUGAAAGGUUACUACCAUUUCACCAUUAUAUCCCUUUUCUAUUAUAUCCAUUGAUGUACUGAAAAAGUCAGUCUAUACCCUAGAAAAAGUGUAGAUUCCUUUAGCAAUCUCUUCAUUUGUCAUUUCAUCUAAAACUUUUCCCAUGACUACAGUUUCAGAUUCUCCCUUUGGAAGGGUUUGUAUAAUUCUAUGAGAAAAGAUAAGUACUAUUCUCCUUAGCCUGCAUGGUUGUGAGUUCCUACCAGGUCUGCAAUGAAAAUUAUGCCAAAUUCUGAGUUAGAGAGGUAAAGAUAUUUUUUCAUAGUGAUAACAGCUAUCAGCGUGUAAAUAUUUGAUUUUUUUAUUUUUGCUGAGGCAAUUUUAGUUAAGUGACUUGCCCAGGUCACAUAGAUAGGAAGUGUUAAGUGUCUGAGGUCAGAUUUGAACUUAAGUCCUCCCGAUUUCAGGACUGCUGCUCUAUCCACUGCACACCCUGGCUGCCCCAGUCAGUAAAUAUUUGAAGUAGGAUUUGAAUCCAGAUCUUUGGAUGGCAAGUUUAUCACACUGUCUACAAUAUCUGCCUUAUGGAUAUCUACUAUACUAUGCUAUUUAUAAUGACUAAUAAUCUUUAAAUAUUCACAUAACACCAGUAUAAAUCUGAUGGGAUAUUAGAAUGAUUUACUUGGCAGGACAAUAGGGGAUUGAUUCAAUAUAGUAAUUGAUAUCGUAUUCCCUAUCCCAAUAGGGGAUUGAUACAAUAAGGUAAGACUUCAUUGGGGAAAUAACAAUAAGCACUUUGACAUUUUUAAAUUUCCUGAUGGACAAAUUAAAAAAAGAAAUGUAUAAGCUCAAUCUCUCUGAAGGCUGUUGAGAUUGACCUGGUUUUCUUUUUUAUUUUCUCCUUUAUUUAGUGUGUAAAUGUCAUAUUGCAAUAGGACAUUAUCCUCUUGCCAAAUAUACAAAAGAAAAAUGGACCAGUUGGGAAAAAUUAAGAAAAUAAAAUGCUCUUGUUUAAGGGACCUGUCUUUUUUACACUAUUAAAAGAUAACUCAUAGGUAGGUUUCUUCUACCAAAAUCUUACUUUUCUAACUUUGACAAUACAAAGAAAGAAAGACUGCCACUGAGAAGAGACUUGAAGUUUUAGGAAUUUUUGUUUGUUUUUAGAAAUUUUUUUGUGAAAAAAACAACUCAUUAAUAGAUCCCAAAAGGGCUAUAAUAGUCACUAAAAGAUUAAUAACUCAUCUUUACUUAGCACUUUAAAGCUUUCUAACUGCUUUCCUUGCAAUAGUCCUAUGAAAUAAGUCUUGUAAGGAUGGUUAUCUCCUUUUUUAGUUAUAAGAAAAUGAAGCUCUGAAAAUUUAAAUGACUUGUCAAUGAGCACAUAGUUAGAAAGUGUUUCAGGUGGGAUUAAAACUCAAGUAUCCUUUUGCCAGUAGUCUAUUCAGUAUCCCACUUUCUUUAAGUGAAUCAAUCUCAGUUAUAGUAUCUCUGUCUUAGUAGAGGUACAGUUUUGGUGGGGGCUCAGGCCCAAUUACCCCUAGUACAAAGGGGAAGGUUGCUGCUACUUUUCAAAGUACAAUUAUCAUCUCUAAGGUCUAGGGAGGUAGUCCCAUUGGGCUUCAGCACUUCUCUCUGGACUGGAUUCAGUCCUAUUGGGUCAACAGCAUUUGAAAUCUUUAUUUUUGUUCUAGAAGAUGAAGUCCCCAGGACCCAUGCUGUCUUUUAAUUUCUGCAUUUUAAUUUUAAAAAUUGCCUCUAUUCACCCCCCCCGCCCCCAAAAAAGUAAUGUUACUAUUAUAAUGAUUUCCUAGUGCUAAAGAUCUAUUAUGCCAACAAGAAAGUUUGUGGUGAACAUGUGUGUAGGGAUAUAUACACAGAUAUAUAUCUGUGUAUAUAUACACAUAUUGUACAUAUAAAUCAACAAAAAUAUAUGGACAAUUUGUGAGUAUUUCUCAGUUAAUAAAAAUGGAUUUUGAGCGAGCUCUAUUUUGACAUUUGGCCACACAAAGGUCCCUUUUUAUUGGAACUGAAAACAGAUUCUAUAGCUAAAGGUACCCAGGGCCAUAUUGUCAUUUUUUUCUUCAUAUGUAAAAUGAAAACUGAAUUUUUUUUAGGAACUUUUCAACUCUAAAUUCUAUGAUUUCAUGGACCUCAGUCCCAAGUUAUUCAAGGCCAUAUUUUAAUUCCAUUCAUCAUUGUCCUGAGAUGAGCAGAGUCUUUGCUUAGGUCUUGGGCUACAAAACAAGAAAGAAAAGAGUCCCUGCUUCCAUUUUCACUGCAUCUGAGACUCUGUUCCACAAGAUCAGAAAUCAGGAUUGAAUCAUGCUAUUUGGUUACAUCUGGGAAGUAGAGAUAGGGAGUGAGGGUGGAGGAAGCAGUUAGUAAACCUGUACCAGCAUCUCCUUUCUAGUAUAGAAACAAAAAGAUUAAAGUGGAAAAGGAGGGAAGAAUGGAUAAUGCUAACAAUUAGAAAACCUAUUGGGUUUUUUUUUUCCCCAGCCUUACCCUUUAUUCUAGAAAUAGCUGCUUGUAAAAAAAAAAAAAAGAAGAAGAAGAAGAAUAUUCUCUCUUUUUGCCCCAAAUAAAGUGUUGCCCCCCUGUUGUAGGAAGAAAGAAACUACUCCUAAAGGGGUCAUAAAAUAUUUAAUUAAUGUGGGGUAGGUAGCAAUAGGACAGGUUUUGAAAGUAUAUUACAUUGGUAGUUAAAUGGUGCUCAUGGUGUUGAGUCCAAGAAAGGUAUUCAUACCCAUGUAAUGUGCUUUCACUGAAUUAUUUCUGGGACAAAAGGUGAAGAAGGAUGUAUCAUGUGCCUGUAACUACAAGGAUAAAGCUAGUAAUGUUUGUCCACUGCUUACUAGAUCAUUGCCUCUUAAACAAAAAAAAAAAAAAGCAGCAAAAGAUGAGUUUCGUCCCUAUCACAUAACACUACAAACAAUUCACGUAAAUCCAUAUUGUAUGUUAACAACAAAAAAAAAUUGUUCAUCUAAUUUGUAUCUAAGAUAGCAGUCUUGAGAAAUACUGAUUAAUCUCUGGAAAAUUAAUCAAAAUCCCAUGGAUCUACUGACCAGUUUUAGACUAACGACAAUAUAGCUAUUUACUAACGAAGUAACAAAGUCUUCAUUUUAGGGACUGUUCAGGCAAUAUUUUUGUCAAUUUCUCCAUAUAUGGUACUUUUUAGCAAUUUAAUUAUGCCACAGUGAAAUACUUUGUACACAUGAGAAGAAGCAAGACUUUUAUAUGGUUUCUACUAUCAAUCAGAAAUACUGGUUGUUUGUAUAUUACAUAUUGAAAAUAAGGUGUAUAUUAUUCAUCAGGCUUUUUUUUAACUUUUGAGAAUUUAUAUUGUAAUAAUGAUGUUUCCUCUACCCUGCAAACAAUGCUAUGUAAUUAAUGAAGUAGAUGUUAGUCAUAAAAGACUUAAUGUUGAUGCUUUUACACACUGCCUACGAACUUGUUUUUAACCAAGAAAAAACCAACCGAGCAACCUUAGAAUGGAGACAUCUCCAGGAUUCUGUGUAUUUUCCCUCAUGAGUAUUUUGAUUUCCUCUCCUCAUAUCCAGCAUUGAUGAAUAAAUUCACCAGGUGCAUUCUAAACAAAAGUCUUGAGUUAUAAUAAGAACUUUCAAUCCCACCCUCCUAUUCCUGCUGAAUGUGUUUGGGAAGUAUUCUCUCCCUCCAUGGUUUCCUCCAGCCUUUUGUCCUCCUGGCAGUUUCAGUAGAACUCAGGGAGAACUCUUGGUGGAAGGGAUUUCUUGUUGCAGGCCAAGUUGUGUUUUUUUUUUUUCCCUUCUUCCAGUGUUCAAAGGGAACAGAAGUCUCUUUGUAAUCCCACCACAAGUUCUGAAACCCAAAAGGGAUUCCCAUUCUGAGCUCCUGAUGAACAACAUCAGAUAGGGCCCACACAAUCAGCCAUUCACAAGAUGAAUGCUUUUUUUUUUUUUUUAAUGGGUUUGUGCUUAGAUUGUCCUUGUAAGAAAAUCCCCUUCAGUGGCACACAAGACACUAGGGAGGGUGAGCAUUAAUAAGGAAAGGCAAAAACAGCCAAAAAGCUUAUACAUCAAAGAAAUUGAUCAGAAGUCUCUGGCUCAAGAAGGGGAAAAUGGUCCCUUAUAAUGUGAAAUGGAGAAAAGUAAUUGAAACUUUUCUUCAGGUUUACGAAGAGAAGUCAAAUCAGUUCUCCUUUGAACAGGCAUUAAUUUUUAACCUGGUAAAUGGAGAAGAGUGACUUCCUACAUGGUGUGAACUAAGGAAGAAAUUCAGCUCCCUUUACUCACAUUAAUGACAAAAUGGCAAUGGGGCAAAGAUAGAAAUGUAAAUUCAUCCUCCUAUGAAAUGGGAGCAAAUCAACUUUCAGAAGGUCUGUUUCAUCAAGGUGUUAAUGGCACAGAAUUGAGCACUGGGGAAUGUGGUUCAUAAAAUGAACUAUGGAGAGAGGAAAUUACCUGAAAAUUUUUCUAGUAUAUUAGCAAUGCUUAACAUUUUUAUUUUAAUAAAAACUUGGGAAAAUAAAA
This is a messenger RNA of Antechinus flavipes (yellow-footed antechinus), 13532 nucleotides long. RefSeq names its product epidermal growth factor receptor (gene EGFR). The transcript has 28 exons. The record is from RefSeq and is a predicted model, not a curated record. NCBI's taxonomy places the organism in Eukaryota, Metazoa, Chordata, Mammalia, Dasyuromorphia, Dasyuridae. Bases 885 to 4526 code for a protein of 1213 amino acids. Gene Ontology annotation, molecular function: ATP binding; epidermal growth factor receptor activity; epidermal growth factor binding. Gene Ontology annotation, cellular component: basal plasma membrane; signaling receptor complex. Gene Ontology annotation, biological process: protein phosphorylation; negative regulation of apoptotic process; positive regulation of kinase activity.